AUGUCCUCAGUGCUGCCCAGUCAUACAUGUGGAACCCCCGGCCUCAUCCCGAAGGGAGUCAUCCACGGUUCGCGCUACAACAUCGGGGACAAGAUCCGCUACAGCUGUGAGUCGGGCUAUGUGCUGGAAGGACACAACAUCCUCACAUGUAUCGUAUCGGCGGGCAGCGGUGCUUUGUGGGAUUUCCCCUCUCCAUUCUGCAGAGCGGAGGGGGCAUGUGGCGGGACAUUGAGAGGCACAGCGGGCUCCAUCACCAGUCCAGGAUAUCCCACUGAGUACGACAACAAUCUGGACUGUACAUGGUCCAUCCUCGCUGAGCCGGGGGACACCAUCGCACUGGUCUUUAACGACUUUUUUUUAGAAGACAAAUAUGAUUUCCUGGAAAUCAGCGGGACAGAAGCACCCAGCAUAUGGCUAACUGGCACAACAUUACCCUCACCAGUCAUCUCCAGUAAGAACUGGCUGCGGAUACACUUCACAUCAGACAGCAACCACAGAAGAAAAGGAUUCAGUGCACAGUAUCAAGUUAAAAAGGCGAUUGAGUUGAAGUCCCGAGGGGUGAAGAUGAUGCCUAGCAAAGACUCCAGUCACAAAAAUGCAGUGUUGAGUCAGAGUGGCCUUGCUGGAGAUGUUUGCCCCGAUCCCGGGGUCCCAGAAAAUGGCAAGAGGAUGGGUUCAGCAUUUCAAGUGGGCUCCAGCGUCCAGUUCAGCUGCGAUGACAGCUACGUGCUCCAAGGGUCUAAAAGUAUCACCUGCCAGAGAGUCACGGACACGCUGGCAGCAUGGAGUGACCACCGGCCCAUCUGUAGGACACGAACAUGUGGAAGUAAUCUACGGGGGCCUAGAGGGAUCAUCACUUCUCCGAACUACCCUGUUCAGUAUGAGAAUAAUGCACAUUGUGUGUGGGUCAUCACAGCAAUGGAUCCUGGCAAGGUGAUUAAGCUGUCCUUUGAAGAAUUUGACCUGGAAAGAGGAUAUGAUACUCUGACGCUGGGAGAUGGAGGGAAGAUCGGGGACACGCGGCGAGUGCUCUAUGUGCUCACAGGCGCCAGCGUCCCAGACCUCAUUGUUAGCUUGUCCAAUCAGAUGUGGCUUCAUUUACAAUCAGACGAUACAAUUGGAUCGGCAGGAUUCAAGGCUGUUUAUGAAGAGAUCGAGAAGGGAGGCUGUGGUGACCCUGGGGUUCCCGCGUUUGGUCGGCGCAGCGGAGAUCGCUUUCAACAUGGAGAUGUGCUGAGCUUUUUCUGCCAGUCAGCAUUUGAGCUGGUGGGAGAGCGAAGCAUCACGUGUCAACACAACAACCAGUGGUCAGGCAACAAACCCAGCUGCGUGUUCUCAUGUUUCUUCAACUUUACCGCUCCUUCUGGAACUAUCCUGUCCCCAAACUACCCUGAGGAAUACGGGAACAACCUGAACUGCGUGUGGCUCAUCAUCUCUGAGCCAGGGAGCCGCAUACACCUCCUCUUCUCUGACUUUGACCUUGAGCCGCAAUUUGAUUGGCUGGUUGUCAAAGAUGAAGGCCUGUCUGAACCAAUGACAUUUGGGACGUUCUCCGGCAAAGAUGUCCCUUCACAAAUUGCCUCACACGGACACAUCAUGAGACUAGAGUUUCAGUCGGACCAUUCCAACACCGGGAAAGGAUUCAAUAUCAGCUAUACAACAUUUGGACAAAAUGAGUGUCACGAUCCGGGGGUUCCUGUCAAUGGUCAAAGAUACGGAGACCACUUCCUGCUCGGCAGCUCUGUGGCUUUUCGCUGUGACCAAGGGUUCAUCAGGACACAGGGCUCAGAUCAAGUGACAUGUAUAAUCCAGGAUGGAAACGUGGUCUGGUCUGCUGCGGUGCCUCGCUGUGAAGCGCCGUGUGGGGGUCACCUCACAGCUCCCACCGGGGUGCUGCUGUCUCCAGGAUGGCCCUCUUUCUACAGGGACUCCCUCAAUUGUCAGUGGGUGAUUGAAGGACAGCCUGACCACGCUGUGAAAAUCCACUUUGACAGGUUUCAGACGGAGGUAAACUAUGACACAUUAGAAAUCCGUGAUGGCCCCUCAGCAUCCUCGCCUCUGAUUGGAGAAUACCACGGAACCCAAGCUCCGCACUUCCUGAUCUCCACGUCAAACUUUUUGUACUUACUGUUCACCACGGACAACAGUCGCUCAGCAUCAGGCUUCAGCAUUCGUUAUGAAAGUGUGAAGAUGGAGACUGACUCCUGUCUGGAUCCUGGCAUCCCUGUGAAUGGUCGUCGCCAGGGAAGCAGCUUCUCCAUUGGCUCGCGGGUCUCGUUCACAUGUGAUGCCGGCUACACACUGAGUGACCAGGAGCCAAUCGUCUGUGAGCAGAAUCACCAAUGGAACCAUGCACUGCCGAGCUGCGACGCCCUUUGUGGAGGAUACGUGUAUGGAACAACCGGGACAAUCUUGUCGCCAGGCUUCCCUGACUUUUAUCCAAACUCUCUAAACUGCACAUGGACAAUCGAGGUGUCUCAUGGCAAAGGAGUCCAUCUGGUUUUCCACACCUUCCAUCUGGAGGAGAACCACGACUACCUGUCCAUUUCGGAGGACGAGAGUUUUCUUGUUCCAGUUGCGCGCCUCACUGGCUCAGUACUGCCACCCAGUGUCAAAGCAGGGCUUUUUGGGAAUUUGACCACACAACUGAGAUUCAUUUCUGACUUCUCCAUGAGUUACGAAGGUUUCAACAUCACUUUCUCAGAGUAUGAUUUGGAACCAUGUGAGGACCCGGGAGUGCCAGCUUUCAGCCGAAGAAUGGGGUUUCAGUUUCGAGUUGGCGACUCUCUAGCCUUCUCGUGUUUCCAAGGUUACAGGCUGGAGGGGGACAGCACAAUUUUCUGUCUGGGUGGAGGACGACGAGUCUGGAGCAACGCCUUGCCCAGAUGUAUAGCCGAGUGUGGAGCCUCCUCAGUGGGACUGGAGGGAGUACUUCUUUCUCCAAAUUUCCCGUCCAACUACGAUAACAACCACGAGUGUAUCUAUCGAGUCACCACAGAAAAGGGCAAAGGAAUCAGGCUGAGAGCAGAGAGCUUCUUACUGCAGACUGGUGACUAUCUCAAGCCAGGCAUCCCAAACUACGGGUACAAGAUCCAGGAUGACGGUCACUAUGCCAACACGUUUGUGCUGUAUGCCUGUAACCCUGGAUACAGUCUGCAUGGCAGCAGCACGCUGACCUGCCUGAGCGGAGACCGGCGUGUCUGGGACCGGCUGCUUCCAUCGUGCAGUGCCGAGUGUGGGGGUCACAUCACAGGUGCAGUGUCUGGCCGUAUCCUCUCCCCGGGAUACCCUGCCCCCUAUGACAACAACCUGCAUUGUACCUGGACUAUCGAGGCGGACACUGGCAAGACCAUCAGCCUUCAUUUUAUUGUUUUUGACACGGAAAUCGGACAUGACAUCUUGCGAGUAUGGGAUGGCCCCUCAGGAACAUCAGACGGAGGGAUCCUUUUGAAAGAGUGGUCCGGCCCUUCUCUACCGGAGGACAUCCACUCCACAUUCAACGUCCUCACUCUGCAGUUUGACUCAGACUAUUUCAUCAGCAAGCAAGGCUUCUCAAUACAGUUCUCCACCAACACAGCCACCACCUGUAAUGACCCAGGUGUCCCGGUGAACGGCUCCCGAUACGGUGACAGCAGAGAGCCGGGAGACAGCAUGACAUUUCAGUGUGAUCCUGGAUACAAGCUGCACGGACAAGACACUAUUACGUGUGUGCGCAUGGACAACCGCUUCUACUGGAAACCAGACCCGCCCACAUGCAUAGCAACCUGUGGAGGCAACGCCAGUGGCCCAUCUGGAGUUAUCCUGUCCCCCAACUACCCCCAACCAUACCCUGCAGGAAAGGAGUGCGACUGGACGAUUCAAGUCAACCCUGAUUUUGUCAUAGCAUUAAUAUUUAAAAGUUUCAACAUGGAGCCGAGUUACGACUUUCUGCACAUCUAUGAAGGUGAGGACUCGAACGGGCCCUUACUUGCAAGUCUCCAAGGUAACCAGGCCCCAGAGCGCAUAGAGAGCAGCAGCAACAGCCUCUUCCUGGCCUUCAGAUCGGAUGCUUCACUGGGCAUGUCCGGAUUCGCCAUCGAAUUCAGAGAAAAACCAAGAGAGGCCUGCUUUGACCCGGGAAACAUAAUGAAUGCUAGUCGAACCGGAUAUGACUAUAAACUAGGAUCCCAAGUGUCCUACCAGUGUCACCAUGGCUACACCACAGUGGGUGGAGACACAAUUACCUGCAUCAUGGGGAAUGAUGGGAAACCAAUUUGGGACAAGCCACUGCCAUCCUGUAAAGCCCCAUGUGGAGGACAGUACAGUGGAUCUGAGGGGGUUGUGCUUUCUCCUAAUUACCCUCUGAACUACACAACCAGACAAACAUGUACCUAUUACAUCACUGUGUCCUCGCAGUUUGUGGUUUUUGGUCAGUUUGCAGUUUUUCAGACGGCCAUGAACGACUCUGUGGAGCUGUUUGAUGGAGCCGAUGAAAACGCUCGGCUGCUCAGUUCUCUCGCUGGAACACAUUCUGGGGAGACAUUGCCACUAGCCACCUCCAAUCAGAUUAUGCUGCGGUUCAAUGCCAAGAGUGGCCAGUCAGCUAGAGGCUUUCAUUUUGUCUACCAAGCGGUACCUAGGACCAGUGAUAGCCAGUGCAGCUCAGUUCCAGAGCCGCGGUAUGGUCGGCGGAUUGGUUCAGAGUUCUCAGCUGGCUCGGUGGUCCGCUUUGAGUGCAGUCCAGGAUAUCUGCUCAAAGGAUCCAGUGCAAUCCAGUGCCAGGCCGUACCAGGGGCUCUCGCGCAGUGGAAUGCAUCCACCCCCACCUGCAUAGUUCCCUGCAGUGGCAAUUUGACGGAGCGCCGUGGUACCAUCCUGUCUCCUGGAUAUCCUGAGCCGUACCCAAACAGCCUCAACUGCCUCUGGAGGAUCCAUGUCAGCGAGGGGGCUGGCAUACAGAUUCAAGUGAUGACGUUUGCUACUGAGCACAACUGGGAUUCUCUGGAGAUCUAUGAUGGAGGGGACAUGACAGCUCCUAAAUUAGGGUCAUUUUCUGGCACAACAGCGCCAGCCCUUCUUAACUCGACAUCCAAUCAGCUGCUCCUGCACUUUCAGAGCGACAUCAGUGUGGUAGCAGCGGGCUUUCACCUAGAAUAUAAAACGGUCGGUUUAACGACAUGUCCAGAGCCGAUGAUGCCGGCCAACGGGAUCAAGACAGGAGACAGAUACAUGGUCAAUGAGGUUGUGGCCUUUUCUUGUGAGGCUGGGUAUACAUUGCAGGGACACUCUCAUAUAUCCUGCAUGCCCGGGACAGUACGGCGCUGGAAUUACCCUCCUCCUCUUUGUAUCGCUCGUUGUGGUGGAGUGCAGACAGAAUUGAGUGGUGUCAUCCUUAGCCCUGGUUUCCCUGGCAACUACCCAGGAAACUUGGACUGUACGUGGCAAAUAGUCCUGCCAUCUGGAUAUGGAGCCCAUAUCCAAUUUCAGAACUUCUCCUCGGAGGAUAACCAUGACUUUCUGGAGGUCAGGGCGGGACCACAACACAGCUCAGCUCUGAUUGGCCAGUUUACAGGCUCUCAGAUCCCGCCUCCUUUGCUCAGUACCACUCACCUCACGAUCAUCCACUUCUACAGCGACCAUUCAGAAAAUAGACCUGGCUUCAAACUGACUUACCAGGCCUAUCAGCUUCAAAACUGCCAAGAUCCAUCUCCUUUCCUGAAUGGGGACAUCAUCAACAGUGACUACAGUGCAGGCCAGUCAGUCACCUUUCAGUGUUACUCCGGGGAUGGUCUGGAUACAGCGAGCCCUCAGCUGGGAGUGUUCAGCGGUAACACAGCUCUAGAGACGGCCUACAGCAGCAGCCCCAAUGUCCUCAUCCGCUUUCACUCGGACUUCUCCACCGGGGGCUUCUUCAUACUCAACUUCCAUGCUUAUCGCCUGAAGAAGUGCCCAACUCCGCCGGUUGUGGAAAACGCAGAGGUUAUCUUUGAAGAUGAGGACUUUCAAAUUGGUGAUAUUGUGAAAUACCGCUGUUUGCCUGGGUACUCUCUGGUUGGAAAGGCCGAGCUGAUGUGUAAACUAAACUCCCAUUUACUUUUUGAAUCUCCGUCCCCAACUUGUCAAGCCCAGUGUCCAGCAAAUGAGGAGCGUCCUUUGUCUUCUGGAGUCAUUCUGAGUCCUGGGUUUCCAAGCAACUACCCCAACAGUCAGACCUGCUCGUGGCUGCUGCGCAUGGCUCCAGCCUACACAAUCAAUAUAUAUGUGGAGAUGUUCCACAGUGAAAAACAGUUUGAUGAGUUGGAGAUUUUUGAUGGAUCCUCGGGGCAAAGUCCUUUACUGGUGGCUCUGAGCGGUAACCACUCCACUCAGCUUAACUUCACAUCAAAGACAAACCAACUUUAUCUGCGGUGGUCCACUGACCACGCAACCAAUAAGAGAGGCUUCAAGAUCCGAUACUCAGCUGCCUAUUGUAGCAUCGACGAUCCACCAAUUAAUGGAGGAGUGGUCAACCGAACAAACCUUCGUCCUGGCAGUAAACUUCUAUUUUUUUGUAAUCGUGGUUAUCGUCUGGUUGGUGCAACUAAUGCAACAUGUAGACUUCACCAAAAUGGACUCUACCAGUGGGACUCGCCAACUCCAAUUUGUCAGGCGAUUUCAUGUGGACUUCCUCAGUCUUUGGGAAAUGGCAGCUUCCAUGCGUACCAGUACACAGUGGGCAGUCAGGUGACAUAUUACUGUAACAGUGGCUUUCACCUGGAUCCCGACGGUCCUAUGACUGCAGUGUGUUUAGAGGACAGCACCUGGAGUAAUGGAGCCUCCCUGCCUCGAUGCUUGCCUGUCCGUUGCCCGUCUGUUGAUGGCAUCUUGACUGAUCACAUGACGUAUCGCCUCCUGAUUGGGAGACUGGGAGAGUUUGGUUCUGCGGUAAUGCUGGAAUGUGCCUCAGGUCAUUACUUGGGCAUCGGGCAUCGGACUCUUCGCUGUCUGGCCAAUGGGACAUGGGAGGGCUCGGAUGAUCCAGCCACAUGCAAGAUCAUCUCCUGUGGCGAGCUUCACUCUCCUCCCUUUGGCACCAAACUGGGAACAUUGAACACUUUUGGAGCGACCGCCAUCUUCAUGUGUAACCAUGGAUACACUCUGGUGGGGUCACAUGUCCGGGAAUGUGGGGCAAACGGCCUCUGGAGCGGGACAGAGACCAGAUGUUUAGCCGGACACUGUGACUCUCCAGACCCCAUCAUCAACGGUCACAUUAGCGGAGAUGGCUCUAGUUACCGUGACACUGUGGUGUACCAGUGCAUGCUGGGAUAUCGUCUCAUUGGCACAUCUGUCAGGAUUUGCCAGCAGGACCAUCGGUGGUCUGGAACAACGCCAGUGUGUGUUCCAAUUACUUGUGGUCACCCUGGAAACCCUGCCAAUGGCCGGACCAAUGGCAGCGAGUUCAAUCUGAAUGAUGUGGUCAACUUCACCUGCAGCAAAGGUUAUGUCCUCAGUGGAAACGCACGUGCCCAGUGUCGGCUCAACGGCCAGUGGAGCAGCCCCCUGCCUGUCUGCAAAGUGGUAAACUGCUCUGACCCGGGGCAUGUGGAGAACGGCGUGCGUCACUCGGGCCUGCGUUACCCUGAGGUCUUCAGCUAUGGAAUAACCGUGGCCUUUCACUGUAAGAGAGGAUUUUACCUGCUGGGCUCAGCUCUGCUCACCUGCCAACAUGAUGGACGAUGGGACCGACCAGUCCCACGCUGCCUUGUCAUUUCCUGUGGUGACCCUGGUGUCCCUCCUAAUGCAGUGGUGUCUGGGACCCACAGCUGGACAUACGGCUCAGUACUGCGUUACUCCUGUCUACCAGGGGGGGUGCUAGUGGGAAACACCACCCGAAAUUGUCAGGAGGACGCCACAUGGAGUGGAGCACCACCAUACUGUACUGGUGUGAGUCCAGGUAUUUGUGGAGACCCUGGGAUGCCUCCCCAUGGGGCUCGACUCGGAGGAGAGGAGUUUAAAACCAAGAGCCUGCUGCGUUUUAGCUGUGAGGCUGGAUUUAAUCUGAUUGGUUCUGCUGAGAGAACCUGUCUUCACAAUGGCACCUGGAGUGGCACGCAACCACUGUGUCAAGCCGUUUCCUGUGGUAAUCCUGGCACCCCUGCACAUGGAAGAAUUAUAUUUACCGAUGGCAUCACCUUUGGCAGCUCCGUGGCGUAUGCAUGCUGGGAUGGUUUUAAAACAUCUGGCCUGACCACCAGACACUGCACGACUAAUGGGACCUGGACAGGACAGCCUCCAGAUUGCACAGUGAUCAGUUGUGGAGACCCAGGACCUAUUGCCAAUGGAAUUUAUUUAGGAAGUGAUUUUAGCUUCAACCACUCAGUUACGUAUCAUUGUAACCCUGGAAACUUGAUGGAUCCUCAAGGACUGGGUCGCAAUAUAUUACUCUGCACUAAAGAUGGGACCUGGAAUCAGACCAAGCCGAGCUGUAAGGUGAUCCACUGUGGACCUCCGCCUCAGCUUCUUCAUGGGAAAGUUGAGGGAAGUGACUACUCUUGGGGCUCCAGUGUCAGCUACAGUUGUUUCCAUGGCUACCAGCUCUCCUCUCCCGCUGUGCUGACGUGUGAGGGGAAUGGGACCUGGGCAGGAGAUGUGCCUCAGUGUCUGCCGGUGCUCUGCGGUGACCCUGGCUCCCCAGGCGGUGGCUCCAGAGAGGGAAGCGUCUUCUCCUACAGGUCAGAGGUGCGGUUCUACUGCCAUGCCCCCUACCUGCUCGUGGGCUCUGUGUCGAGAGUGUGUCAGGCUGAUGGCAUCUGGAACGGACAGCAGCCCGCCUGCAUAGACCCAGCCUUCAACACCUGCAGAGAUCCGGGAACACCAGCAUACGGAAUCCCAGUUCUGGCUCAGGGAUUGCAGGUUGGUAGCAAGAUAUCCUUCAAAUGCCGCAAAAAUUACCACAUUCUUGGGUCCACCACAAGAACGUGUAUGGAAAACCUUACCUGGAGUGGGACCCAGCCUGAGUGCAUAGCCCACUCGUGUAGGCAGCCAGAAACUCCCAGUAAUGUGGAUGUUCGAUCCAUGGACCUGCCCACGCUGGGAUAUACACUGAUCUACACCUGCCAAGAGGGCUUCUAUCUGGCAGGAGGAUCAGAGCAUCGAACAUGCAAGAGUGAUGGGAGGUGGUCCGGCAAACCCCCUCUCUGCAAAGUUGGAGUGAAGAUCAAUCCUAAAAGCAGAGAGUCGGACGUCCAGAAGAACAAAAUAAGAGUGCCUUCUGACGUGUUUUCACCCAACUCUGACUGGAGUGGUUUCUAUGAGUAUUUGGGGAAAAGACAAGGGACAACGUUCACUGUGACAGGGUUCAACAAAAGCACUGGAAGAGUCAACAUCACAUUAAUGGAGCCCACUGGAGUGUCCAUCAGACUGUCAGGCACUUACAAAUUUGAGGAAAACCAGUUACUCCUGAAGGUCUAUCAAGUCAAAGGUCCAACGGAGCAUUACUACAGCAAGUUUAAAAACGACAAUUGGGCCAUGGACGGAUAUGUGACCGCUGAGUCGGAUCAGAAGACAUUUGUUUACCAAGGACACAUUCACAGCAAAGACUUUGGAAAGUUCUACCUGACAAGACAAGGUCCUGUUACCACAGCGAUAGAGCCAUCCAGCCCAUACACCAACAGCAGCUCUGUGGCGGCGGCCAUCUUAGUGCCGUUCUUCGCCCUCAUCCUGUCGGGAUUUGCUUUCUACCUCUACAAACACAGGACUCGUCCCAAGGUCCAGUUCAAUGGGUAUGUUGGUCAUGAAAGUUCAAAUGGCCAGGCGUCAUUUGAGAACCCCAUGUACGACACUAAUAUGAAGCCGACAGAAGCUAAAGCUGUGCGAUUCGACACCACACUGAACACUGUCUGCACUGUGGUAUAG
Knipowitschia caucasica is the source of this 9873-nucleotide messenger RNA. Lineage: Eukaryota; Metazoa; Chordata; Actinopteri; Gobiiformes; Gobiidae. The record is from the annotation of a GenBank genome assembly.